Messenger RNA from Pleurotus ostreatus (oyster mushroom), 954 nucleotides. RefSeq lists its product as uncharacterized. The coding region runs from base 1 to 954 and encodes 317 amino acids. Lineage: Eukaryota; Fungi; Basidiomycota; Agaricomycetes; Agaricales; Pleurotaceae. The record is from RefSeq and is a predicted model, not a curated record. The transcript is spliced from 2 exons. Gene Ontology annotation, molecular function: nickel cation binding.
AUGUCACCUUCUGAUGCCCAGCGACCGACCGAUAUCCGCAAGAUCAGUGUUGGUGGCGGUCGUAUUGUCCUGAACAAGCUCGCGGGCCAAAUUGUGACUUUCGCCGAGCUAUCGUCGACGUACCCACUGAAAUUACUAUCUCCUAAAGUCACGGAGGAUGGGGUAGCUGUCGUCUACGCCCUAACAUACGGCGGCGGCCUGGUCGGGGGGGACCGCGUCAAUUUAUCUGUAGAAGUGGGGGCUGCUACCUCCCUUGUGCUUCUCACCCAGGGCUCGACGAAGGUGUUCAAAACACGUCCAGGGGAUAGGCUGUCGUCCCUACCGACCCAGUUUCCUCGACCGGCUCACGAAUCGACCUCGCCGACGACGCAGAUAAUGAACUUCGCCGUCGCGCCCUCAGCCGCGUUAUUUUUACUUCCUGAACCAGUGACCUGCUUCCGCUCUGCAGCCUACAACCAGGUUCAAACUUUCCAUUUAGCGGCCAAUGCGUCCGCUGUCAUUCUGGAUUGGUUCACGUCCGGGCGCAAGUCUCUGGGCGAGGAAUGGGUGUUCUCGAGAUAUUACAGUGCCAACGAUAUAUGGGUGGAAGGCAAGCGGGUGGCCAAGGAUGUUAUGCUGCUUGAGGACGACCCGGUCGACGCAUCCCCUCUCCCUCGCCGCCAGCUUCGCGACAAACUUGCACCGUACGCUUGCUUUGCUACAACAUUUCUAUUCGGACCGUUGGUACAACCCGCUAUCAAGAAGCUGUCCUGCCGUUACGAGACCAUACAGGUCUUCAAGUGUACAGCCCCGGACAAACUCAUAUGGUCACUGAGUCUAGUUGAUGAUGGUGCGGGCGCGAUUGUUCGAACUGCGGGUUUAGAACCAGAAGACGUGAAGAUGUGGCUCAAGGAGGCUUUACGAGACGUUGAAGAGUUAAUUGGAGUUGACACGUAUCGUAGGGCCUUUGCGUAA